AGACCGUAAUUCUCCAUGUCCUGCUGUUUAUGCUUGAAGUGAAAACAAAGAAAUGGCUCCAGCGAAGAAGGGAAAGGCCAAAGCCCAGAAGGCAGAGCCGUCUCGUCCCUCUGAAAAUGACUACAAAUUCCCAUCGUCCAUCCGCUCGGUUCCUCCCUCGUCUGUUGCCAUCACCAUUCACGCCAAACCCGGCGCCAAAUCUUCCUCCAUCACCGAUUUCAGCGACGACGCUGUAGGGGUCCAGAUCGAUGCGCCUGCCAAAGACGGUGAAGCCAACGCUGCACUUCUUGAUUAUAUCAGCUCGGUUUUGGGAGUCAAAAGAAGGCAAGUUUCAAUAGGUUCUGGCUCUAAAUCAAGAGAUAAGGUGGUAAUCGUCGAGGAGAUUACUCUGCAGACUGUAUUUGAUGCUUUGAGCAAAGCGUCCAAGGGUUAGCAAUGGAGAGACACAAUGUGAAAUGCUAGUUACUCUUACCAUGCUAGUUCAAGCCAUGGAUGAUACUUGAUUGCUUCCUUGAUUGAAAAGAUAUUUAACAAAAACAGUUCAUACAGGGUCAGUCUUCUGAAAAUUAAUGCAAAACUUGAGAAGGGGGGCCUUUCGGCUUGUUUCCUUGUAAAACAGUU
Molecule: messenger RNA, 621 nt
Organism: Hibiscus syriacus
Lineage: Eukaryota; Viridiplantae; Streptophyta; Magnoliopsida; Malvales; Malvaceae
Product: UPF0235 protein C15orf40-like
Exons: 3
Coding region: 53-433 (126 amino acids)
Source: RefSeq, a predicted model, not a curated record